Molecule: messenger RNA, 641 nt
Organism: Raphanus sativus (radish)
Lineage: Eukaryota; Viridiplantae; Streptophyta; Magnoliopsida; Brassicales; Brassicaceae
Product: rapid alkalinization factor 23
Exons: 1
Coding region: 46-432 (128 amino acids)
Source: RefSeq, a predicted model, not a curated record
UGUCUCUAUUUCUCUUUCAUCAAAGUUCGUGCACUGAAAAAAAAAAUGAGAGGACUCUCCAGAAACUCCGGCACGGCGGCGAUUUUAGCCAUCUUUGUAAUCCUCGCCGUUCAGCAUUUGACCGUAACCGCCGAUUUCCCUCCGUUCGAGACAGAGUGCCGCGGUACCAUAGCCGAAUGCUCGGUCUCGGCCGCGUUCGGAGACGAAGUAGAUAUAUUCUACGGCGGAGGAAUGGGAGCAGCAGAGUUCGAGAUGGACUCGGAGAUCAGCCGGCGCAUGUUAGCGAACAGGAGGUACAUCAGCUACGGUGCGCUGAGGAGAAACAGUGUUCCUUGUUCACGACGCGGCGCAUCUUACUACAAUUGCCGACGUGGCGCUCAGGCCAACCCGUACUCUCGCGGCUGCAGUGUCAUCACUCGCUGCCGUCGAUAAAUCUGUAGUUUUCCUCAAUAUUCUUUUCUUUUUCUUAAUAUAUAAUUUUUUUUUGUUGUAAAAUUAAUAUAUAAUUUUCUCAGUUCUCGUACCAAGAAAAUUAAAUUAGAUAAUUUUACAUUGUAAUAAGAAACAGUUACUUUCAGUGUUCAUCAGUGAUAAACGAAUGUGUUGAAGUAUUCAAAAUAAUAAUAAUGUUUUGGAUGGAA